Clupea harengus (Atlantic herring) is the source of this 6251-nucleotide messenger RNA. Its product is annotated as putative ribonuclease ZC3H12C. Gene Ontology annotation, molecular function: metal ion binding; RNA endonuclease activity; mRNA binding. The record is from RefSeq and is a predicted model, not a curated record. Gene Ontology annotation, cellular component: nucleus; cytoplasmic ribonucleoprotein granule. NCBI's taxonomy places the organism in Eukaryota, Metazoa, Chordata, Actinopteri, Clupeiformes, Clupeidae.
GUUCCAUUGUGAGGUCACUGCGCUCCCAUUGGUCCAGGAACAGGCCCUCUCUAAUGGGGGACUGGUAGACAUUGAAGCUCCAUCUGUUCUAUCAGUCAUUGUUCAGCCGGCUUGCCUGCAGCACCAACAGUCCUUUUAGGUUGGCUUGCCUGCAGCACCAACAGUCCUUUUAGGUUGGCUUAGGUUGCCCAUGCCCUGCAAGCUUGUGUGCUUGUGUCUGGUGGUGAAAAGCUACAUUUCUUUUCAGUUUUUGGGUGGAAUUCAAGGAAGAACCUGGAUCAGUCUGUGGAUAUAAUAUUGUUUUUUUUUGGUGACAAUCUGUGAACUUACCAAUCACUUCUGUAAAGGCUGGAUUUGGUAUUUAGUUUUGUUUUUAACAAGAGCACUUACAGAGGACUUUAUUCCUCAACAAUAUUCCACGUGUUCAAAGGUUCUCAUGCUCAGGUGGGCCUGAGAGAAGUGCAACCGAGGUGGCUGGAAGAGCAGCAUCAGCAGGGAGGUCUCUGGUGGGGUGGCGCUGGAUGUAUUCGACAGCUUCAUGGGCCUGAAGGACCAUCUAGAUGAUGGAACAGGCCACAUCCUUGACCUCAGACUGGAUCUGGACUACCUGCACGUAAAGGCUACUGCCACUGUCCGGCCACCCUCUGGAGCGGAUGUCCAUGCCAAUAUGGAGCCUGGCCCGUCGGAAGAGGCCGAGGGCAGGCUACCUGUCAGGACAAGUCUGGACAGCAGCAGCGGCAUUGGAUCCACAUCCGCCGAUUCCGAGGAGAGCACUGACAGCGAGGCUGAGCAGAUCAGCGUCCGACCUGGCUUCCCCGACCUCCCGCCCCGCUCUGCCCAUCCUCAACUCUGCCGUUCCCCCUGUCUGGACCUCGAGUCCACCUCACCUCCAGACGAUUCCGUCCCCGAAAACCAAGACCCCGCGGAAGCCCUCCGCACCUACCGGAACAAGAUGGAGUUUGCAUUGAAGCUUGGCUACCAGGAGGACCUCAUUCGACUGGUGCUUAGCAAACUGGGACCCGAGGCACUUAUUAACGAUAUUCUCGGCGAGCUUGUGAAGCUGGGGAGCAAGUCAGAUGGUGAGCAGGGAGGUGGUCAGGGAUCCUCUCAAUCCAGGUCUUCAUCCAUGGCGCCCUCCUCCUCCUCAUGCUCCUCCGCUGGAUCUACAACGUCUUCCUCAGGGUGUGGGUUCUCAGACUCCACAGAGUCCCGUCAGUCAGAUUCUCCCUCACAGAUGGACACUCUGGACGACAAGGACAAUCUGAGGCCCGUUGUGAUUGACGGCAGUAACGUCGCCAUGAGCCAUGGCAACAAGGAGGUCUUCUCAUGCCAAGGCAUGCAGCUUGCAGUUGAUUGGUUCCUGGAGCGAGGGCACCGUGACAUCACUGUGUUUGUACCUGCCUGGAGGAAGGAGCAGUCGCGCCCAGAUGCUCUUAUCUCAGACCAGGAUUUCCUACGGCGGCUGGAGAAGGACAAAAUCCUCGUGUUCACUCCGUCACGGCGGGUGCAGGGAAGGAGGGUGGUCUGCUACGAUGACCGUUUCAUCGUCAAGUUGGCCUACGAGUCUGACGGCAUCAUAGUCUCCAACGACAACUACCGGGACUUGGCCAAUGAGAAGCCAGAGUGGAAGAAGUUUAUCGACGAGCGAUUGCUAAUGUAUUCAUUCGUCAAUGACAAGUUCAUGCCUCCUGAUGAUCCUUUGGGUCGACACGGCCCCAGUUUGGAGAACUUUCUGCGGAAGCGACCAAUCAUCCCAGAACACAAGAAGCAGCCCUGCCCUUAUGGCAAGAAGUGUACCUACGGGCACAAGUGUAAAUUUUAUCAUCCUGAGCGUGGCACGCAGCCUCAGCGCUCGGUGGCAGACGAGCUCCGGGCCAGCGCCAAGAGUUGCUCUGCCAAGGCGCAAAUUGAGUCGGGCCUAGUGAAGAGCCACAGCAUGCCAGCCAGCCAGCGGCCCGCCGAGGCCAAGCGCACGCAGGCCAAGCGCCAGUCCGACCCCAGCGUCCGAGCCCUGUCUUACAGCGAUGUGGAGGACCGGCUGACCAGCCGCUCCCCAAAACUGGACCCGUCCCACAGUAAAGGGAGCAUGAUGCUACCACCUGCUCCCGGUGGGCCCCCUAUGUGUCACGGUCAUGGCCAGGACCUGACCCGAGAGUACCCCCACCUCCAUGCCUUGGGGAAGCCUCAGUCUGGCACUGCGCUGACAUCGCAUUACCCCACGUGCGAAUCCCCGGACCUGAGCUACUGCUCGCUGGUGCGGACCUACUCGGGCCUCAGGAUCUCAGUGCCCCCGCGCAGCCCCGAGCGCCGCAUGCUGCCGGACUCGCUGACGUCGGACUGCAGCAGCGAUGGCAGCGCCAGCUGCGGCAGCAGCACGGACUCCUACGGAGUGAUGGGCCCAGGAGGCGAGCGGUCGUGCAUGAGCUCACCCGACCUGCUGCUGGACGAUGGCAGCCUCCGGUGCACCCACCACCUCCUCAGUCAGCAGCAGCAGCAGCAGCACCACCACCAUCACCACCACCAUCGAGGCAGUACCCAGUACCCGCCCCCUCUCCCACCUCCUCAGACGCCCCCCCAGCACCACCUGCACCAGGGCCAUGUGCUUACGCCAGUCGCUGUGCCAGGCUACCACCACCACCACCACCAUCACCAGCCGCAGCAGCAAAGCCUAACACAACAUGGGUACAGCUUCAGCCAUGACGAGCCUUCGGACUCCCCCCUCUUCAGCAAUCACCCACGACCAUACCUGUCGCCACAGCUCCAGCACCAAACAGUGGGGGCUCGGUCCAGCUGUCCUGGGGACUGUCCGCCCUUACCGAGCAGCUCGCACCCCCAAAGCUCUCCCCUGGCCCGGGGACUGGCCUCCACACGGGCCGACAGCGUCUCUGACUCCCGACUGUACGAGAGCUCGCCUCAUUUGGCCCGCAAGGCCCUCUACAUGGGCCAGGAGCGUCUGGGUGGAUGGGACCCCUACUACCUUCAGCCGCAGCCCCCUCCUCCACAGCCCUGCUACGAGCCCUUCACCUUCCAGGGGGUCCUGGAGAGCCGUGAGCAGGCCUGGAGGGCCCCGUGGGGCCGUGGCACCAGCCAGCCACCCCCUCCUCACCCUAACCACGUCCCUCUGCCUCCCCCUCUGGGCUCCCAGUCCCCCGAGCCUCCUCCUGUCAGUCGCCACCAGGAGGUACGGCAGAAGGUGUUCAACAACCUGUGUAACAUCUUCCCCAUGGAGCUGGUGCGCCUGGUGAUGGGGCGCUACCCUCACGUGACCGACGCCCAGCAGCUUGCAGCGGCCAUUUUGGCCGAGAAGACUCAGACUGGUGCGUACUGAGUCAUGCCCAUCCCCCAUUUCCUCAUGUCUUGUGCCACAGGUUAAAGUGAUUGAAGGCACAGUGACUGAGUCCUUAUCCUUUUGGGUGGAUCUUGAAUUGCUGAUGUCCAAGGAAAAGGAACCUUUUGGGGUAUCCUGGGGUACUUUGGUUGUAUUAUGUUACUGCUUCAGCUCACCAAAAGAACUUCUCUGCAUUUUAAAUCAGUCAUUUGAAAUAAGGAGAAACAGUUGGAUAGGACACUUGACCAUUUUAUGCAGAGAGAGGGAAGUAUAGCGCUGUCAGCAUAUUUGUCUACCUGAAGUGUGAAUGAGAUCUGAAUGUGUACUUCUAUUUAUUUUGGGUUUGUUUUUUCAUAUAUAUAUUUAUAUAUAUUAUACAAAUGUUAUUUUUACUAUAAUUUUCAGGUGAGCAUCUAUUAUUCACAGAGCACUUUUUUGUUGCUUUUUAUCAGAUUUGCGAAUAAUUUGGUAACUCGUGGCAAUCAAAAUUGAGGAUGUCAGAGGCCAGGGUACGUGUAGGUUUAGAUAAUUUAUUAUUCUGAGGUACUAGAAACCAAAAGAGAAGAGCGUUAAAAGGACAGAAAGCCUAACAUUAACCUCUACACACACACACACACACACACUCACAUGCAUGCAGACACAUACAUAUACAUGCAUAUAUACAGUGCCAUCUAUGACCAUCACAGGUCAUUUUUGAAGUCAGGAGAUGAUUAUUUAUUUAUUUUACCUUUUAAAGACAUUUAAUGUCUUGAUUAGCUACCAUUGCUCGUGAGUCAAAGUUGACAGAAAACCGUUCAGUAACCAUUGAUACUUAAAAAUGGAGCUGUAUUAGGUGCAGAUGUUCAGGUUAAUAGUUAAUUGUGGCACACCACAUUUGAACCUAAAUUCGUUUGGCCUCGUUUCCUCUUUGGUGAUGUAAUGCUUACCUUCACUUGAUUUCUUUCUUGUGUUUUAUUUUUAAUCAUUCUCUCCAAAAUCAUGUGCCAUUCGAAUCACAAAAGAAUGGUUCUUGGGGAUAUGCAGAAAUUUAUAUUAAUUUAUUUAGAAUUGUUAUUCUAUGUUUUGUUUAAGUUUUUUUUUUUUCCCCCAUGUUUUUUUCUUCUUCAGAGAAUCAUUUUACUAUUUUGAGUGUUUGCGUGAGAGAAUAUAUACGUGUGUGUGUGUGUGUGUGUCAGGGAUGGGGACUCUUUGUUGACCUUCAGUAGAUCUGUCAGUGUUACCAAGAGAGAACUUCUCCUUUUAGCCACAGGUGUAGUAUUAGAGACGGACAUUUCUUGACGUCUAUGUACCUUAGUUAUAGUAAGGGACGUCUCUGGCUCCUUGUCCUGCAUUUGUACUCCUGUUGUCAGGAACGGAAGCAAAUCACUGUUGCUGCUACUGAUUAAACUAAGACCCGGGUCUUAAUAUGGGGACAGUCGUCCUUGUCGGAUUUCGGGCCUAGUGUAUGAAGUCUAUCAGAACUGCAGGUGACGACAGGAAAAUUGUGAGCCUUGGCUGUCAGAGAAUACCUGUCCUUGUUGAUACAAAUUGUAUCUUAUUAACUUAAAUCAGAGUUGUUUAUGAAACAUAAUUUAUGAAAAGGUAUACACAUGUGUUAUGUACAGUUGGUAGUACAUGAGUAAUUUAUGAACUAUUUUUGGCAACAUUUUAUCACCAUUACCAGAAUGUGAAGGUUUUUUUUUUUUUAUGAACAAAUGCAUAAAAUGCAUCUGUUUAGAGCUAGGAGGUACAGGGAUUGUGGUUGUAGUUUAUUUAUUGUAUUGGAAACUAUACAUUCUUGAACCAUUUGACAUACACAAUAAUUUGUUAUGGCUCAAAAAAAAGAAAAAGAAAUUGCAAAAUUUUCCUACGUAGCAGAAACUAUUAAAUUGAACUAGACAGGUGAUUGGGUUACAUACCCAGUGACCCAUUACUCAGCCAAAAGGGUUGUGAAAAGCAGAGCAUCUGCUACAAGGAACCCUGUAUACGGAUAAAAUGUCAAGAUGAGGUAGGAGUCACUGGUCAACCUGAACCCCCCAACCAGGACAUCACCAGGCCUGGUGAUGCAAACUCUUUUAAUGAUUAUUAUGUCAAAGGAAGACUCCUUACCAUAUUCCAGAGUGUGAGGGAAAAGGGGAGAGAGAGAGAGAUGAAAGAGAAGAGGGUAAAAUGCUGCCUGAAAUAAGUAUUCCAUAAGAGCACCUUUGUUUUGAAAAGAGCCUUCCCUCUGGCCAGUCAGCACCAUGUGUUGAGUGGGGCGGAGGUUGGGCAUAGAGUAAAUGCCUCUGACUGGCAUUGUCCUUAAGACACAUCUGAUGAUCUGAACCAUGUUCAGCAAACAAGUUGUUUGGGUUUGUUGUUUGUCCGUUUUUCUUCCAUAUAUAAACAAUAUAUCCUCACCUCACGUGCUAUUUAUUGUGUGAAGUUGCCUGUGAGCUUAUUUAGCCUAAAUGGAGCUUUGGUGGACUCUUUGCUAUUUUUGUUUGACCACUGGCUCUUUCAAGUCUUGUUUUGAAAUAUGGUCCACUGCAAGUAGAUCUUUGUGUUAGUUCAGUAUUACACCAAGUGUUUCAGUGUGGUACUGCACCUGUAACGGUUUAGGCGCCUUUUCCUCUUCAACGGUACUUUACCAGCUCAAUUGUGUCUGCCGAACUUUCCAAUGUUGUGUUUUUUUUUUUUUAUAUACACUUGCUAUGGUGUUGUGUUCAUUCCAGUGCUGGUUCGAUUCCUGUUUAUGAUGACCAAAGUAACUGGUGUGAUUGCGUUGGCAUUUGGGUGGGCCAUGCUUUCUUAAGCAUUAGUCAGUCAUAGUUAGUCAUUCUGAGUAUUACAAAUUAAUUAUGUACACAAAAAAAAGAAAAAAAAAGCAAUGAUGGUGUUAAAUGAUGCUCUGUCUAAAGUUUCCAAAUGUGUAUUUUUAUUCAAAUAAAAUAUUUACCCCAAA